Protopolystoma xenopodis is the source of this 300-nucleotide messenger RNA. The record is from the annotation of a GenBank genome assembly. NCBI's taxonomy places the organism in Eukaryota, Metazoa, Platyhelminthes, Monogenea, Polystomatidea, Polystomatidae.
CUAGAAGCAGAAGCUCGACGUCUGCGUUCCGAGCUGCAAGCCUUCCGCAGUGCAGAGAGCGACUUGCGUCGACAAAUUAUUCAGCUUCAGGCGGCGGAAAGAACAAGUCGCGUAGAGAAUGCUCAAAUUCAUCAGGAGUAUGAGAGUUUACAGGCCAAACUAGCUAGCCUAACACAUAGAGCUGAGGUGAGAGGGUGCCUAAGUACAUGUAUCUCUUUAAUUCACGUAUUUCUUAUGGGACUAGCCAAUUCUAUACAGGAAUUUAGGCUUAUUCAUGUCAUCCUAUCUUUUUAUAGUUAA